AUGUCGACUCUCCUGGAAAACAUCAAUGGCAUCAUCAAAAUAUUCCACAAAUAUUCAAAAACAGAUAAGGAGGCUGACACAUUGAGUAAAAAAGAGCUGAAGGAACUGCUGGAAGUGGAGUUUCGGCCCGUCUUGAAGAAUCCAGAUGACCCAGACACCACUGAAGUUUUCAUGCAUAUCCUCGAUGUAGAUCACAACAAGAAAAUAGACUUUACAGAGUUUUUUCUGAUGGUAUUCAAGUUGGCUCAUGCAUAUUAUAAUUAUACUCAAAGACAGAAUUUACAGACAGCAGGACAAAAACAGAAAAAGUAUACAUACCGCUACGAAGAUGAAGAAGAUGAUACAGAAGAAGAAAAAGAAGAAACAAAAAGAAAGUACAGUCAUUCAAGAAGUGUCACAGUAAAAACUAUGGGUCAAACAUCACGAAGGGCAGAUACACGGAAGGACAUUCACGAGAUACAGGUAGGAAAUCCGUAUUCACUCAUGGAAGAUCAGGGUCCAGUUCAAGGAAUCAAAAUGAUUCUGUCCAGACUCAUGCAGGAGAUAAUUCUACCCACUCAGAAUCCCAACAAGAGACACACAGUGAAUCUGUCAACAGAAGGUCAAGAAACACUGGGCAAAGACAGGGGAGCCACCAUGAGCAGUCAAGAGACAGCUCCAGAGACUCUGGAACUCGACAUGGACAAACCUCAGCUGAAUCUGGAAAUAGCAGACAUAGAGAAUCCAGUGUUAGUCAAGCCAGUGACAGUGUGGGACACGCCAGAGAUUCAGGUAGGCAUUCUGAGACAACUCAUGGAAGACCUGGUUCCAGCUCAAGGAAUCAACAUGGUUCCUCCCAUGGUCAGACAGGGGACAGUUAUAGGCACUCAGAGACCAAUCAAGGGAGCCACAAUGAGAGACAUGCCAGAGAUUCAGGUAGGCAUUCUCAGACAACUCAUGGAAGACCUGGUUCCAGCUCAAGAAAUCAACAUGGAUCUUCCCAUGGCCAUACUGGAGACAGUUCUAGGCACUCAGAGUCCCAUCAAGAGAGACAUAGUGAAUCUGUCCAUGGAAGGUCAGGAUCCAGCAAUGGGCAAAGGCAGAGGAGCCACCAUGAGCAGCCAAGAGACAGCUCCAGACAGUCUGGGUCUCAACAGGGACAAACCUCCUCUGGAUCUGGAAGCAGCAGGCACAGGCAAUCCAGUGUUAGUCAGGCCAGUGACACUUCAAGAAAUCAACAUGGAUCUGUCCAUGGACAGACAGGAGACAGUUCUAGGCACUCAGAGUCCCAUCAAGGAAGGCACAGUGAUACUGUCCACCAAAGGUCUGGAUCAAGCACGGGGCAAAGACAGGGGAGCCACCAUGAGCAGUCAAGGGACAGCUCCAGACAGUCUGGAACUGGUCAUGGACAAACCUCCACUGGAUCCGGAAGCAGUAGGCACAGGCAAUCCAGUGUUAGUCAGGCCAGUGACAGUGAAGGACAUUCAGAAGACUCAGGUAGACAGUCCGUGGCAACUCAAGGAAGAUUUGGUUCCAGCUCAAGAAACCAACGUGGAUCUUCGCAUGGCCAGACAGGAGACAGUCCUAGGCACUCAGCAUCUCAUCAAGGGAGGCACAGUGAAUCUGUCCAUGAAAGCUCAAGAAACCAACAUGGAGCUUCCCAUGGCCAGACAGGAGAUAGUUCUAGGCGCUCAGAGACCAAUCAAGGGAGCCACCACGAGAGACACGCAAGAGAUUCAGGUAGACAUUCCGAGACAACUCAUGGAAGACCUGGUUCCAGCUCAAGAAACCAACAUGGAUCUGUCCAUGGCCAGACAGGAGACAGUCCUAGGCACUCAGAGUCCCGUCAAGAGAGGCACAGUGAAUCUGUCCAUGAAAGGUCAGGAUCCAGUACAGGGCAAAGGCAGGGGAGCCACCAUGAGCAGUCAAGGGACAGCUCCAGACAGUCUGGAACUGGUCAUGGACAAACCUCCACUGGAUCCGGAAGCAGUAGGCACAGGCAAUCCAGUGUUAGUCAGGCCAGUGACAGCGAAGGACAUUCAGAAGACUCAGCUUCAAGAAAUCAACAUGGAUCUGUCCAUGGACAGACAGGAGACAGUUCUAGGCACUCAGAGUCCCAUCAAGGAAGGCACAGUGAUACUGUCCACCAAAGGUCUGGAUCAAGCACGGGGCAAAGACAGGGGAGCCACCAUGAGCAGUCAAGGGACAGCUCCAGACAGUCUGGAACUGGUCAUGGACAAACCUCCACUGGAUCCGGAAGCAGUAGGCACAGGCAAUCCAGUGUUAGUCAGGCCAGUGACAGUGAAGGACAUUCAGAAGACUCAGGUAGACAGUCCGUGGCAACUCAAGGAAGAUUUGGUUCCAGCUCAAGAAACCAACGUGGAUCUUCGCAUGGCCAGACAGGAGACAGUCCUAGGCACUCAGCAUCUCAUCAAGGGAGGCACAGUGAAUCUGUCCAUGAAAGCUCAAGAAACCAACAUGGAGCUUCCCAUGGCCAGACAGGAGAUAGUUCUAGGCGCUCAGAGACCAAUCAAGGGAGCCACCACGAGAGACACGCAAGAGAUUCAGGUAGACAUUCCGAGACAACUCAUGGAAGACCUGGUUCCAGCUCAAGAAACCAACAUGGAUCUGUCCAUGGCCAGACAGGAGACAGUCCUAGGCACUCAGAGUCCCGUCAAGAGAGGCACAGUGAAUCUGUCCAUGAAAGGUCAGGAUCCAGCACAGGGCAAAGGCAGGGGAGCCACCAUGAGCACUCAAGGGACAGCUCCAGACAGUCUGGAACUGGUCAUGGACAAACCUCCACUGGAUCCGGAAGCAGUAGGCACAGGCAAUCCAGUGUUAGUCAGGCCAGUGACAGCGAAGGACAUUCAGAAGACUCAGAAAAGCUUGCCAACCCCUCCUGCAGGGGGGGGCAAAAAACACAUCAUCUAUGAUGCUUUCACGCUACAAGAACAGAGGAUGUCAAAACUCCUAAAAAGCAUCAUUACUGUCAUCGAUAUUUUCUACCAAUAUGCCAACCAGGAUGGGGAGUGUGACAUGUUGAACAAGGCAGAACUGAAAGAACUUUUGGAAAAUGAGUUUGGUCAAAUUCUGAAGAAUCCAGAUGAUCCAGACACUGUAGAUAUCAUCAUGCAAAAUCUAGAUCAAGACCAUAACAAGAAAGUAGAAUUUACUGAGUACCUUCUGAUGAUAUUCAAGCUGGCUCGGGCCUGUAAUAAAAUUGUCAGCAAAGAUUACUGCCAAGCUUCAGGGUCAAAGCAAAGAGAUCACAGUCACCAGGACCAAGAGGAACAGAGUGAAAUAGAAGAGGAGGAUGAAGGGCAAAAAUCAUCUUCCAGUAACUUAAGUUGGAGUGAAGGAGAGAAUGAUUCCCAUUCCAGAGGCUCGGGAGGUAGCAUUAGACACAGGUCUAGGUCCAGGUCCAGAAUAACUGGGCAUCAAGGAGGCUUGUCUAAAGGGCAUGUGAGCCACUCAGAGGAUCAGUCUUUCAGUUCUGAUCAAAACUGGUCUGACUCAAAUGAAUCUCUGGGGAAAGGAAACUGUUCUACUUCUAGUUCAAGUGAGGUAUCUAGUUAUGACCAACGCAGGUCAGGCUCAAGACAGCCAUCUAGCAGUAUCCAACAUGGGUCUGGAUCAGGUCAAUCCUCUGGCUAUGGACAACAUAGAUCUAGCUCAAGUCAGUCUUCUGGCUUUAGUCACCACGGAACUGGCAUAGGUCAAUCCUCUAGCUAUGAACAGCAUAGUUCUACUUCAAGACAGUCACCGAACUGUAGCCAACAUGGACCUAGCUUAAGUCACUCUACUAGCUGUGGUCAGUAUGGAUCUGGGUCAGGUCAGUCAUCCAGCUGUGGCCAACAGAGUUCUGGAUCAAGUCAAUCUGUUAAUCAUGGCCAGCAUAGGUCUGAAUCAAGUCAGACAUCUAGCUAUGGCCAACAAAGGACUGGCUCCGGUCAGUCUUCUGGCUGUAGACAACACAGGUCUGGCUCAGGAGAGUCUUCUGGAUUUAAUCAGCAUAGAACUGGCUUAGGUCAAUCCUCUAGCUAUGAACAACAUGGUUCUACCUCAGGACAGUCACAAAGCUGUGGCCAACAUAGAUCGAGCUUAGGUCAGUCCUCUAGCUAUGGUCAACAUGGCUCAAGUCAGUAUUCUGGUCACAGUCAACACAGGUCUGGCUCAUGUCAGUCUUCUGGCCACAGCCAACAUGGAUCUGGCUCAGGUCAGUCUUCCGGCUGUGGUCAGCAUGGUUCUAGGUCGAGAGAGUCAUCUGGCUUUGGUCAACAUGGAUCUGGCUUGGAUCAGUCCUCUAGCUAUGGACAACACAGUUCUACUUCUGGACAGUCAUCAGGCUGUGGCCAGCAGAGAUCUAACUUAGGUCAGUCCUCUAGCUAUGGUCAACGGGGCUCAAGUCAAUAUGGCUCAAAUCAGUCUUAUAGCCACAGCCGACACAGGUCUGGCUCACGUCAGUCUUCUGGCCACAGCCGACAUGGGUCUGGCUCAGGUCAGUCUUCCAGCUUUGGUCAGUGUGGUUCUAGCUCAAGAGAGUCAUCUGGCUUUGGUCAGCAUGGCUCAGGCUUAGGUCAAUCCUCUAGCUUUGGGCAACAUGGUUCUACUUCAGGACAGUCGUCACACUGUGGCCAGCAGAGAUCUAACUUAGGUCAGUCCUCCAGCUAUGGUCAACAUGGCUCAAGUCAAUCUUACAGCCACAGCAGACGCAGAUCUGGCUCAAGUCAGUCUUCUGGCCACAGCCGACAUGGAUCUGGCUUAGGUCAGUCCUCUAGCUAUGGACAGCAUGGUUCUACUUCAGGACAGUCAUCAAGCUGCAGCCAACAGGGAUCUAACUUAGGUCAGUCCUCCAGCUAUGGUCAACAUGGCUCAAGUCAAUCUUACAGCCACCGCCGACACAGAUCUGGCUCAAGUCAGUCUUCUGGCCACAGCCGACAUGGAUCUGGCUUAGGUCAGUCCUCUAGCUAUGGACAGCAUGGUUCUACUUCAGGACAGUCAUCAAGCUGCAGCCAACAGGGAUCUAACUUAGGUCAGUCCUCCAGCUAUGGUCAACAUGGCUCAAGUCAAUCUUACAGCCACCGCCGACACAGAUCUGGCUCAAGUCAGUCUUCUGGCCACAGCCGACAUGGAUCUGGCUUAGGUCAGUCCUCUAGCUAUGGACAGCAUGGUUCUACUUCAGGACAGUCAUCAAGCUGCAGCCAACAGGGAUCUAACUUAGGUCAGUCCUCCAGCUAUGGUCAACAUGGCUCAAGUCAAUCUUACAGCCACAGCAGACGCAGAUCUGGCUCAAGUCAGUCUUCUGGCCACAGCCGACAUGGAUCUGGCUUAGGUCAGUCCUCUAGCUAUGGACAGCAUGGUUCUACUUCAGGACAGUCAUCAAGCUGCAGCCAACAGGGAUCUAACUUAGGUCAGUCCUCCAGCUAUGGUCAACAUGGCUCAAGUCAAUCUUACAGCCACCGCCGACACAGAUCUGGCUCAAGUCAGUCUUCUGGCCACAGCCGACAUGGAUCUGGCUUAGGUCAGUCCUCUAGCUAUGGACAACAUGGUUCUACUUCAGGACAGUCAUCAAGCUGCAGCCAACAGGGAUCUAACUUAGGUCAGUCCUCCAGCUAUGGUCAACAUGGCUCAAGUCAAUCUUACAGCCACAGCAGACGCAGAUCUGGCUCAAGUCAGUCUUCUGGCCACAGCCGACAUGGAUCUGGCUUAGGUCAGUCCUCUAGCUAUGGACAGCAUGGUUCUACUUCAGGACAGUCAUCAAGCUGCAGCCAACAGGGAUCUAACUUAGGUCAGUCCUCCAGCUAUGGUCAACAUGGCUCAAGUCAAUCUUACAGCCACAGCAGACGCAGAUCUGGCUCAAGUCAGUCUUCUAGCUGUGGUCAGCAUGGUUCUAGCUCAAGAGAGUCAUCUGGCUUUGGUCAACAUGGAUCUGGCUUAGGUCAGUCCUCUAGCUACAGACAACACAGUUCUACUUCAGGACAGUCAUCAAGCUGCAGCCAACAGGGAUCUAACUUAGGUCAGUCCUCCAGCUAUGGUCAAUGGGGCUCAAGUCAAUAUGGCUCAAGUCAAUCUUCUCGCAAUAGCCGACACAGAUCUGGCUCAAGUCAGUCUUCUGGCCACAGCCGACAUGGAUCUGGCUCAGGUCAGUCUUCUAGCUGUGGUCAGCGUGGUUCUAGCUCAAGAGAGUCAUCUGGCUUUGGUCAACAUGGCUCAGGCUUAGGUCAAUCCUCUAGCUACGGACAACAUGGUUCUACUUCAGGACAGUCAUCAAGCUGCAGCCAACAGGGAUCUAACUUAGGUCAGUCUUCCAGCUAUGGUCAACGUGGCUCAAGUCAAUAUGGUUCAAGUCAGUCUUCUGGCUGCAGACAACAAGGAUCUGGCUCAGGUCAGUCUUCUAGCUGUGGUCAGCAUGGUUCUAGCUCAAGAGAGUCAUCUGGCUUUGGUCAACAUGGAUCUGGCUUAGGUCAGUCCUCUACAUAUGGACACCAUGGGUCUACUUCAGGACAAUCAUCAAGCUGUGGUCAAAAUAUAUCUGGAUCAGGUCAGUCUUCCAGUUAUGGUCAACAUAUAUCUGGAUCAGGUCAGUCUUCUAGCUAUGGCCAAUGUGGGUCUGGAUUAAGUCAAUCUUCUCACUAUAGUCAACAGAGGUCUGGAUUAGGACAGUCUUCUGGCCAUGUCCAGUGUGGCACUGGCUCAAGUCAGUCCUCUAGCCGCAGUCAAUUUGGGUCUGGAUGGAGUCAGUCUUCUAGCUAUGGCCAACACAGAUCUGGCUCAGGUCAGUGUUCUACCCAGAGUCAGCAUGGAUCAGGCCUGGGUCAGUGUUCUACUUCUGAACAACAUGGGCCUGGCUCAUGUCACUCAUCUAGCUCUGGACAAUGUGAUUCUGGAUCUGGUCAGUGUUCUAGCUAUGAGCAAUAUGAAUUACAAGGGAGAUAUUAUGAAUUCUUUGAGGAUGACAAGCAUAACUUCUUCACUGAUGCCGCCAUGGUAGGCAUGACUGAAGUUGAAAAACACAUAAGAUGGCUACUCUGGAAAGAAACAACUUUCCCAACACGGAAACAGAAUCAAGCACUACACAAAGAAAUGGACGCCACCAUGCCCAAUCAGAAGACAGCUCCAGACGCUAUGGAACUGGCUAUGAACAAACCUUCAAUGGAUCUGGACGCAGGAGACACAGAGAUUCCAGUGUUAAUGAGGCCAGUGAAGGCGAAGGAUAUUCAGGAGAUGUAG
Molecule: messenger RNA, 7209 nt
Organism: Budorcas taxicolor (takin)
Lineage: Eukaryota; Metazoa; Chordata; Mammalia; Artiodactyla; Bovidae
Gene: HRNR
Product: hornerin
Exons: 14
Coding region: 1-7209 (2402 amino acids)
Biological process (GO): establishment of skin barrier
Cellular component (GO): cornified envelope; keratohyalin granule
Molecular function (GO): calcium ion binding; transition metal ion binding
Source: RefSeq, a predicted model, not a curated record